Messenger RNA from Apis florea (little honeybee), 2181 nucleotides. RefSeq names its product sodium/potassium-transporting ATPase subunit beta-2. Gene Ontology annotation, molecular function: ATPase activator activity. Gene Ontology annotation, biological process: intracellular potassium ion homeostasis; sodium ion export across plasma membrane; potassium ion import across plasma membrane. Gene Ontology annotation, cellular component: sodium:potassium-exchanging ATPase complex. Lineage: Eukaryota; Metazoa; Arthropoda; Insecta; Hymenoptera; Apidae. The record is from RefSeq and is a predicted model, not a curated record.
AUAAUAGAAGAGAACGAGAUGGAGAAGAAGUCUGCACGGACAUAGCGUGUUCAGUCAACCUGGUGGCGCUGGACAACCAACUGUCGGCAGUGGAGAAACUGUUAGCCGACUUCGAAGAACUCACAGUUCGGUGCAGGUGUUGUCGAUCGUGUUGUUUCAUUUUGGAUUAUAUACGUGCAUUUGCCAUAUUACAAUUUCGAAAAUCUAAAAACGUGAUUAGUGCGUAAAUUUUUAAUUAGAAUAAAGUCUUUCACUUGGGAACACAAUGGUCAGCAAGGAUUCGAAAAUGGUUACUCCGGAGAUGGCAAAUCCUUAUCUUAAACCGCCGAGUAUGUCAACCAGCCAGUCUUUAAAAACUUUUAUUUACAAUCGUGAAACUGGUGCCUUUCUAGGCAGAACAGCUAGUAGUUGGGGUAAAAUAGGAUUGUUCUAUUUGAUAUUUUACGGGGUACUAGCCGCACUGGUUGCAAUUUGUUUUUGGGGUUUCUUUCAAACGUUAGAUCCAAGGAUACCGAGAUGGCAAUUAGAACGUUCAAUAAUUGGGACAAAUCCUGGUUUGGGAUUUAGACCACAACCACCAUUAGAGAAUGUAGAAAGUACGUUAAUUUGGUACAGGGGAACUGAUAGCGAGAAUUUUAAAUAUUGGAUUGAUUCUCUGGAAUUGUUUUUAAAAGAUUAUAUAACACCAGGUUCGAUUCCUGGUCUUGGUGCAAAUAUUAAUAAAUGUGAUUACAAUCAACCACCACCUCCUGGUAAAGUCUGCGAUGUUGAUGUUAAAAAUUGGUAUCCUUGUACUAAAGAGAAUAAAUAUAAUUAUCAUAAAUCCGCUCCGUGUAUAUUUCUUAAACUUAAUAAGAUAUAUGGUUGGAAACCAGAAUUUUAUAACGAUACGAAUUCAUUACCUCAAAACAUGCCGAUCGAUCUCAAAGAGCAUAUCACUGGAUUAAAAAAUACUUACCAGCUUGACACAAUUUGGGUAUCUUGUGAAGGAGAGAAUCCAGCAGAUCAAGAAAAUAUAGGACCAAUCGAAUAUAUUCCACGAAGAGGAUUCCCUGGUUAUUUUUAUCCUUUUGAAAAUUCAGAGGGUUAUCUCAGUCCUUUGGUGGCUGUUCAUUUCGUCCGUCCUCGCACUGGAAUUUUAAUAAACGUAGAAUGCAAGGCGUGGGCGAGAAACAUAAAACAUAGCCGCCAUGACAAAAUGGGCGUAGUCCAUUUCGAAUUGAUGAUAGAUUAACAUCGUUUACAUACGUUUCUCUGGUCUCUCCUUUGUUAGCGUACAGAAAUUCAAAGCGAAUCUCAUGUUUUCUGACUCUUCCACAUAGCUAAAUACUUUUAAAACGAUUUACGAAGUCGUUAGAAAUCGAUGACCGCUGCCAAAUGUGGAAGGAACUUUCAUCAAGUACAAAGUUAAAUGGAUUUUUGAUGUUUGUACCAUUGAAAAUCCGAUAUCUAUUAAAUUUCUACGUAUCGAGGAAAAAUAUAAAAUUUGAAAAUUUUGUUUUAUAUUUAUAUCUUAUUUUAUUAGAUAAAAAAGAAUGAAGAAAAAGAAUAUAUUUACUUUGUAUAUUUAUUUUAUACGUGAAGGUAAUUUCAUUUUAUUCAUAAUUAAAAAUUGUAUAUUUUACAAUUAAAUUUUAAUAAUAAAUUUUAAUAUAGGCUAUCGUUUUUUCUCGAUACUGUAGCUGAAUAUAAUAUUUCGUAUUUAUAUUAUGUUCUCAAUUGUGUAAUUAACUUACAAUUAAUGAAUGCAGAAAUUUUAUCCUACUUCUAUAGAUUCUAUUUCGGUUCAAAAACUUUUGAUCCUACGUUAAUUUUGAAUUCGAAUAACGAUUUUUACAAAUUAGAUAUAUAUUUUAUAAAUAAGCGAGAUCAAUAUUUAAAACAAAUGAACAAAUACAGCGUUACAAAUAUAUUCAGAUAUAAUUGGAUAAAAAAAUGAUGUAAGAUUUAGAUAUUAUAAUUAAUUACAAAUUUGGUAUUUUUCUUUAUUAUGAAAACUCAUUAUAUCUAUUGAAAAUAGAUCUCUUAAUAAACAAAGUAACAGAGAUAAUAUAUAUCUCUUAUCUUUGUAUAUACAUUAUAUAUAUAUUGCUUCUAUGUAAAUGUAUUAUAACUGUGUAUACAUAUAUUUUUAUAGUUAAGACUUUCUUCUUUUAAAUUAUCAUUUUUGUCAUUUAUUUA